CUGGUAUAAUUUAUUCCUGCAACCUCCCAGACCAAGAUAACCUGUUCAGUCAGCUGGAGCCCCCUGCGGACAGCUGUCUCCCUUUUAGCUGAUGGAAAACUGCCACUAGCCAGUGAAUAGAAGGAGGAUGUAGCAGAGCCUGACAAUACACACACAGCAUCAGCAGCACCAGCUCUAUGCUCCUCUAUUGUUCCUUGGUGUUAAAUGGUUUCUCCUGCUCAACUGGCCUGGACAAUAGCUGGAGAGCUCCCUGCUCCUCACUGCUGACACAAUAAAGGACAACUGAGGGCUAAACACCAUCUCUAGUGGAGCUUUCCCCAUUGUGUUCGAGCUGCAACCGCAUAUCCUCCUGUUCCUGAAGGCAAUGGGUCUGCCAGGGAGAUGCUCCUCACCCUUCUCCAGGUCCUGCUGUGGAGUGGUUGGGCUUCUCCUGGUCCUGGCUUUAUGGGAAGCGGAUUCACAGGGCGAACAUGACAGCAAAAGUAUCUACCUGUGGAAGACAGGUCCUUGGGGAAGAUGUAUGGGUGAUGAAUGUGGUGAAGGAGGAGUUCACUCAAGGGUGGUCUGGUGUGCGCACACCGAAGGGUGGACGACUCUCGCCACAAACUGUAAACAGACAGAUAGGCCGGAAAAUCAGCAAAACUGUUUUCGAGUUUGUGACUGGCAUAAAGAACUCUAUGAAUGGCAGCUGGGUAGUUGGAACCAGUGUGCACCAGUUGCCUCAAGGUUAUCAGAGAAACCAACAGAAUGCACAAAAGGCGAGGAAGGAAUUCAGACGCGAGAAGUCGUCUGUCUACAGAAAGCCACUGGGAUGGUGGCAGAUGACAGUAUAUGUGACUACUUCGAAUCCAAACCCCGGCUAGAACAAGGUUGCCUUAUUCCCUGUCCUCAGGAUUGUAUUGUAUCAGAUUUUUCUCCGUGGUCGGAAUGCUCAAAAACAUGUGGCAAUGGAUUAAAGCACAGGACACGCUAUGUGGUGGCCAUGCCACAAUUUGGUGGCUCCGGUUGUCCUAACCUAACUGAAUUUCAGGUUUGUCAAGGUUCUCCUUGUGAAGGAGAAGAAACAAUGUACAGUCUGAACGUUGGACCCUGGAGUUCCUGCUCGAUACCGAUUUCUAGACAUGUUAGACAAAUCGGGAAGAGGGGUAAAAACAGAGAACGAGCAAAAGAAAGAGAAAAGAUCAUGAAGGACCCAGAAGCUAGAGAACUCAUUAAGAAGAAGAGGAUCCGAAACAGGAAGAAUCGCCAGGAAAACAGAUACUGGGAUAUACAAAUCGGGUAUCAGACACGACUGGUGACCUGCAUGCACAAAAACGGAAAAACUGCUGCUCUAAGCUUUUGUGAGCAGGAGAAGUUGCCGAUCACUUUCCAAGCCUGUGUGGUGGAUAAAGACUGUCAAGUAUUGGAGUGGUCAGAAUGGAGUUCUUGCUCUACGGAUUGUAAUUCAUCUCCUCCUAGUGGCCAUCGGACAAGGAAAAGGACCAUCAAACAGCUGCCCGUUGGGCUAGGGAAGGAAUGUCCAGAGUUGGAGGAGAUGGAAUCAUGUUCUCCACCACCAGAAGGGUUACAGACAUGCAUCAAGUAUGCCUGGAGAUCCACGGAAUGGACAGAAUGUCGGGUUGAUCCACUGCUUAAUCAGCAGGACAAGAGAAGAGCAAACCAUACGGCGCUGUGUGGUGGAGGAAUUCAGACACGAGAAAUCUAUUGUGUACAAGCGAAUGAGAAUCUACUUUCAUACCUCAAUACAGUAAAAGACAAGGAAGACAGCCAUGCUUAUGGCACAUCGAAGUCCAGCGAGGCACCGCUCCUGUCAAUUACUUUUGAAAUCACAGCAUCAAAGCCAGUGGAUAACAAGCUGUGCACCGACCCGCCAUUAGGUACCAGUCAACUUUGCCAUGUACCAUGUCCGAUAGAGUGCGAAGUGUCCGCAUGGUCUGCAUGGGGACCAUGUACAUUUGAGAAUUGUGAUGACCAGCAGAGUAAAAAAGGUUUCAAGCUUAGGAAACGUUACAUCACGAAUGAGCCCACCGGUGGGACGGGAAACUGCCCUCAUCUAAUAGAAGCCAUUCCAUGCGAGGAACCAUCAUGUUACGACUGGAGAUUGGACAGACUGGAAGAAUGUAUCCCUGACAAUGGAAAUAACUGCGGGAGUGGAACACAAGUUCCUGUCGUCACGUGUAUCAACAGCGAUGGAGAAGAGGUGGACAGACAACAAUGUAGAGAUGCCAUAUAUCCAAUCCCUAUUGCAUGUGACGUUCCGUGUCCCAAUGAUUGUGUCGUAAGCUCUUGGUCUGAAUGGUCGGCCUGUUCUCAUACCUGCUCUGGAAAAACUACGGAAGGACAGCAGACGAGAUCCCGCACAAUCCUCGCUUAUCCCGGUGAUGGAGGCGUUCAGUGCCCAGAAAGUAACGCUCUGCAGGAGAUUCGCAGCUGCAAUGAGCACCCUUGUACGGUCUAUCACUGGCACACCGGCCCCUGGGGCCAGUGCACUGAGGACGUUUCUGUGUCUGUCUUCAACUCAUCCAAUUGGAAUGGCGAGGCCGCGUGUGCUGUUGGGAUGCAAACAAGGAAAGUCAUCUGUGUGAGAGUCAAUAUUGGACAAGUUGGACCUAAAAAAUGUCCUGAGAGUCUUCGACCUGACACGAUGAGGCCUUGCUUGCUGCCGUGCCGUAAAGACUGUAUCGUUACCCCAUAUAGUGACUGGACACCCUGUCCUACCACCUGCCAGGAAGGUGCCAUCACCGUAAAGAAGCAGACUCGCCACCGUGUCAUCAUCCAGUUCCCGUCCUAUGGAGGCCGCGACUGUCCUGACACAUUACACGAGGAGAACGAGUGUGAGCCCCCUGCCGCCUGUCACACGUACAGGUGGAAAACUCAUAAGUGGAGAAGAUGCCAGCUGGUUCCUUGGUAUGUCAGACAAGACAGCCCCGGAGCUUACGAGACGUGUGGACCUGGACUGCAAGCAAGAGCUAUUACUUGUCGAAGACAGGACGGAGCACAAUCAGACAUUAUGGAAUGCCUUAAACAUGCUGGACCUUUACCACCUUUAACUCAGCCAUGCCAGAUACCAUGCCAGGAUGACUGCCAAUUUACCAACUGGUCCAAAUUUACACCAUGUCAUGGAGACUGUGGCGCAGUCAGGACUAGAAAGCGAUCACUUCUUGGGAAGAGUAAGAAAAAAGACAAAUGCAAGAAUCCCCAGCUGUACCCAUUGAUAGAGACACAGUUCUGUCCAUGUGAUAAAUACAACGCUCAACCUGUGGGCAACUGGUCAGACUGUAUUCUUCCAGAAGGUAAAGUUGAGGUUCUUGGGAUGAAAGUUCAAGGAGACAUCAAGGAAUGUGGUCAAGGAUAUCGUUAUCAAGCCAUGGCAUGCUAUGACCAGAACAACCGGAUGGUGGAAACCUCAAGGUGUAACAGCCAUGGUUACAUAGAAGAAGCGUGCAUUAUCCCCUGCCCCUCCGACUGUAAGCUCAGCGAAUGGUCCAACUGGUCACGAUGCAGCAAGUCAUGCGGAAGUGGAGUCAAGGUUCGAUCCAAGUGGCUACGAGAGAAACCUUAUAAUGGAGGGAGGCCCUGUCCAAAGCUGGACCAUACCAAUCAGGCUCAGGUGUACGAAGUGGUCCCGUGUCACAGUGACUGCAACCAGUACGUGUGGAUCACAGAGCCGUGGAGCGUGUGUAAGGUCACCAGCAUCGACCUCAAGCAGAACUGCGGGGAAGGGGUCCAGACCAAGAGAGUCCGAUGCAUGCAGAACACGGUGGACGGUCCCGCAGAUGUCGUAGAGGAUUAUCUCUGUGAGCCAGAAGAGAUGCCUCUAGGAGCCAGGAAUUGCAAGUUGCCUUGUCCUGAGGACUGCGUCAUGUCGGAGUGGAGUGAAUGGAGCAAGUGUCCUUUGCCUUGUGACGGAACCAGCUUUCGCGAGCGGUCAGCCGUGCCCAUUCGACAGGCAGCGGAAGGCAAAGUCUGCCAUAUUGCCACCGAAACCGAACCUUGUGUCUUGAACAAGAACUGCUUCCAUUAUGAAUACAAUGUAACAGAUUGGAGCACAUGUCAGCUAAGUGACAAGGCUGUGUGUGGGAAUGGGAUCAAAACCAGGAUGCUGGACUGUGUCCGUAGUGAUGCCAAAUCAGUGGCCUUGAAGUUCUGUGAAGAGCUCGGUUUGGAGAAGACCUGGCAGAUGAACACGUCCUGCGUUGUCGAAUGCCCUGUAAAUUGUCAACUCUCGGACUGGUCUCUAUGGUCGAAGUGCUCAGCAGAUUGUGGACUCUCAGGGAAGAUGACCAGGAGGAGGACAGUGAUCCAGCCUUCCCAAGGAGAUGGAAGACCUUGUCCUUUCCAGAUGGAGCAAUCCAAGCCAUGCCCAGUCAAGCCGUGCUACAAGUGGCAGUAUGGCCGCUGGUCCCAGUGCAGGGUGGAGGAUGCUCAAUGCGGUGAAGGCACCAGAUCCAGGAACAUCUCUUGUGUAGUUCACAAUGGAUCCUGGGAAGAUGCCGGAAAAUUGGUCGAUGAGGAGUUUUGUGGAGAAAUCGAACUGAUGGUGGAUGGAGAUGAGAACAUUAUACUGGAGGAGUCCUGCACCGUGCCGUGUCCAGGUGACUGCUACUUAAAUGAAUGGUCUGAGUGGAGUUCAUGCCACUUGACUUGUGUCAGUAGGCAGGAUCUUGGGUUUGAAGGGGUUAAAGUGCGAUCCAGAGCAGUAAUAAUUCAAGAGCUGGAAAACCAACACUUGUGCCCAGAACAAGCCUACGAGUCCAAAUCGUGUCACGAUGGACAGUGCUUUGAAUACAACUGGUUAACAGGUCCAUGGAAAAGCUCUUCCCGGGCAGUUUGGUGUCAGCGAUCUGAUGGCUUUAAUGUGACAGGGGGCUGUUAUGAAGUACUGAGACCUGAGAGAGAGAGGGUGUGCAAUCCGCCGUGUACCCAGCAGCACUCAUAUUGUACCGAGACUAGGUCAUGUGGAUGUGAAGACGGCUACACAGAAGUCACCUCCUCCGAUGGGACGCUUGACCAGUGCACUCUGAUUCCUGUAGUGAUCUUACCCACUAGUGGGGACAAGAAAGGAGAUGUUAAAACAAGCAGAGCCAUUAACCCAACCCAACCCUCCAGCAGUCAGUCAGGCUAUGGGGGGAGGACAUGGUUUUUGCAGCCAUUCGGGUCAGACGGAAAGCUGAAGACCUGGGUGUACGGGGUCGCUGCAGGUGCCUUUGUAUUGCUCUUAUUUGUGGUUUCUAUGAUCUAUCUGGCUUGUAAGAAGCCAAAGAAACCCCCGAGAAGACAAAACAACCGCCUGAAGCCAUUGACAUUGGCUUAUGAUGGGGACGCCGACAUGUAAAAGAGACGAGCAGUCUUGAACAAAUAUACAUUCCUUCUUGGAAAGUGACAAGAAAAAAAUGUCGUGAAGAUGGCGGCAGCUUAAGCACAGUCUGGAGAGAUGCAAUGUUUUUGAACCCCAAAAACAUUUAUUUUGCGGGAAACUGUCUUCUCAUAAAUGUACAUACUACUUGGUCUGUUGCAAGACUUUACCCCCUGUAACCAAUACGCAUGAACCUAUGCCAUACACUAAGAUCUCAACAACAUGGACAUCAAAUAACUUAAUUGGUGUCUCCGUUUUGGGGUUCGAUGUAAAUAACUCUAUGACGACAAAGAUUGAUCUUCGAGACUGAUCUUCAAGAUUGAUUUUCGAGACUGAUCUUUGAGGUUGAUCUUCCAGACUGAUAUUUGAGACUGAUCAUCAAGUCUGAUCGUCAAGAUUGAUCUUCAAGACUGAUCUUUAAUGACUAAUCUUUGAGUCUGAUCUUUGAGAUUGAUCUUUAAAACGGAUCUUUAAGACUAAUCAUCGAGUCUGAUCUUCGAGAUUGAUCUUAGAGACUAAUUAUCAAGUCUGAUCUUCGAGAUUCAUCUUCAAGACUGAUCAUCGAGUCUGAUCUUCGAGAUUGAUCUUCGAGACUGAUCAUCAAGUCUGAUCUUCAAGAUUGAUCUUCGAGACUGAUCAUUAAGUCUAAUGUUCAAGGUUGAUAUUUAAGACUGACCAUCAAGUCUGAUCUUCUAGAUUGAUCUGUGAGACUGAUCUUAGAGAAAACACUUGAGCAGUUUACAAACCAGUCUGAACUUUAGGAAAAGUAUGGGACCACAGGACCAACCAAAUCUCACUUUUUUUGUGCCAGAACAUCAUGAAACACGUCAGCAAGAUGCAGUAUUUUUUUGUAGCUACCCUCUGAAAGUAGACGCUUGUAAAUUACACCAUGUUUCUACUUUCUCUAACUCUCCUACUCUUGCCUACAUCUUGUUUUUUCUGUAUGUAAGGCGGGACUUGCACUAUAUUAGUGCAGCAUGUUAUGCACUUAUCUAGAAUUGCCAUAGAAAAUGCCUCUUUUCAUAAGGUGUCUUGUGCUAGACACACCAUUUGACAAUUGUAAAAGGAAAAACAAAAAUGGAAAACCUUGAAUGAGAGUAGAGUUUUGUGAUGGGAUCUACAAUCUGUACAUAAAUCAGCUCUUUUUCUAGUUAGAUGAAGUUGUGUCCCUUGUUUGUCUACAACCCUCAUGUCUAGAUUUAAGACGAACCCUUUAAGUUAUUUCAGUCACAAAUUCUUGCAGCUUUUCCAUAAAUUCAUUAAAGCCCAUAGGAAGCCCCCGUUCUUUGUUGUUGUUUUUUUAAGAAAAUGAAAAAUUCUAAAAAUAGUCUGAUUAAUUUUAAAUAAAAAAAAUAAAUUUAAUAUGAUACUUAAAGGGAUUAUCCCAAAAUAGUAAAAAGUAAACAUCAGAUCGCAGAGGGUCCAACCCUCUAACCCCAGUGAUCUCAGAGACAAGGAGACCUGAGUAUUUUCUCUGAAUGGAAUCCUAGUGCACAUGUCAGUCCACUGCUCCAUUCACUUCUAUGGGACUGACGGAGCUCUAUCUGUGUCAGUCCCAUAGAAGUGAAUGAAGAGGUGGACUUACGCACUAGCAUUACAUUCAAAGAGAGGACUCAGGACACCUUGUUCUCAGGAUUGCUGGAGGUUCCAGUGGUCAGACCCCCCCCACCCCAUGAUCCAAUGAGUUCUCCGCUUUGAACAUUCCCAACUUGCUAGAAAGGUCCCUUAAAGAGGACCUGUGAUGGCUCCUGAAAUGUCAGGUUUAUUAACUACCUGCAUUCCCCAUGAGAUAACAAUUUUGGAACAUAUUUCUUACAACAGCAUGCUGUGUGGUUCCUCUAAUAUUUCUACUAUAAAUUAAUCAGUAAAUUGCCAACGAGGGUGUUACCAUUUCCCCUUGUCAAAGUGGUGUGUUCCUGGAAAGCCAGCCAUUGCCAUUACUGAUUGGACAACGUGAGACUGUGCAGAGACACACCUCCAACUGGUAACACCCAUAAAUUUCUAGUAAGAGCAAUAGAGGAAUGCUCCAGAAUUGUCAUUUUAUGUGGAAUACAACUACAUACUAAAAAAGGCUUGUCACGAGAGGUGUCCUCUUUAAACAAUAAGCUGAUCACAAAUUGUCCUCCUGCUGGAACCCCAGUGAUCUGGUGUAAUCUGUGAGGAAACAUGGCUGUAAGUUUUCAAUUUCCCUGCGGCGCCACCAUAGGGGAAAUUAAAUAUUACACCGUGUCCAUUCAUAUCAGUGGGUUGUGUGUGUGUAAUGCAGGACAGGUCCUCCAGAGACACUCCUUAUAACCACUUGAUGAAGAUAUGAGGAUCCGGAAUAUCGAUUUCUGGUUUAAUUUAGUUUUUAUUUAAACUUUUUCGUAAUAAUUGUCCUUUUACAAGUUACAGUCUUUUAACUUAUUUAAUGUAAUAAUGAUAUAAUAAUUUAAUUCAAUGCUUAUUUAAUUAGGUAUGUAAGAAAUUUAUUUACACUUAUAAGUGUAAGGUCAUAUUAGACAGAAAUAUUGAAAAGUCUAAUACAACUCAUUUAAUAAAAAUUGCCGUAAAUCAAGACACCACCAGUUGAACGUUAUCUGUGUAUCCUAAUCCAACCAUAUAAAUCCCCCAAAAAAGUGACAUAAAUGAAUAUAUUUCUCCCCCUGUACUGACUGCCGAUCUGUAAGAACUUAGAGUUUACAUUAUUUUAAUAAUUUGUACCGUUUUGCUGAAUUUUACAUCUAUUGUAAAGUAUAAAAAGUACAGUAAGUCAGUCACAUAUUAUGGUUUACUGAAUGCGAUGGCACAUAUGUAUGCUUUUUAACUCUUUACUGCCUGAACCCUUAGCAUUUUAAGGGGUAUUUCAGCCAAGAACAGGUAUCACCUAUCCACUGGAUAGGCAAUAAAUAUAAGAUUAGUGAGGUCUGACUGAGGGAACCCCCGCUGAUCACUAGAAUGGUGGUCUUUGCCCAUGAGGAGAAGUUACGUGGAGUAGUAGUGGGAGUGCUCAGCGGUAAUUCCUGUAGAUUUGUCCUAUGCUCCUCCUUAUCACGGUUGAGGUGGUAGUUUGGAAGUCAAGGGAGUCUUGGGUCUCUUAGUCCAAGUGGCUACAUGAUACAUGGAAUUGGAUGAAACACCCCAGUUAAAGGAGUUUCCAAGAUUCUGAUAUCGCAUCGGUUGAGGUCCGACACGUGACAUCACCACCCCCCCCACCCGAUCAACUGGAGGCUGCAACCUCCUCGUAGCUUAGCAAGCACAGCGCCACCCAUUGUAUAGUGGUUGUGCUUGGUAUUGCAGCUCAACUCCAUUGACUUGAAUAGGACUGAGCUACCCUUAGGCCAAGUGACAUGAACGUGAUAUCACUGGCCUAGGAAGAGGUCAUUGUGCUGACCCUAGCGUCACAGCCUCUUCAAACAGUUGGGGGGUGCUGUCAGUCGGAGCCCCGCAGAUGUGACAUUGAUGACCUAUCCUGAGGACAGGUCAUCAAUAUCAGAAUAUCAGAAAACCCCUUUAAAUAGUAGCUUUAUAUCAUAACAUUAAUAUUUUAGCAACAUGUACAUUUUGUUUACCACCAUCCAUUGGUUUUCUCAAAUAUAUUUAAAGGGGUUGUCCAGGAUUUGAAGAACUUGGCUGCGUUCUUCCAGCUCAGCCCCUUUUUCCUUCAGUUGAGCAGGGCUGCAAUACCAAACACAACCUGUGGGCAGGUGUGGUGCUGUUUCUAGGAGAAAGAAGCUAUAUGUCUUAUCCUAGGCAACCUCUUUAAUGGGUCACUGAACAUUUGUUCUGUUGGACUUACAUUGCUAUUAAAUCUGCUAAUAAUAUAGUUAUUACAUCUUCUAACUGUUAACUUCUUCUUGCUGGUUUCUAACGUCAGUGGUUUAUGUUUCACUAACCAAUCCUGAGUGCCAAAUACCGGAAAACGGUGAAAACUAAAAAAAAAAUACUGGGAUUUUCUUUUGUCUGAAUACAGUAUGUUAAAAUUAUUUUAAUGCUUAUGUACAUCAAAGUUAUUAUGUUUAAUGUGACGUCAAUAUAAUGCAUAAAUUAAUAUUUUAUGUGUAUUUUAUGUUUAUUUUUAUUUGAAAUUUAAUGUGAAAUUUCUAUUUUUUUCAUGUUCAGCGUAAUUAUUUUUGCUUUUGUGUACGGUAUAUUAAAACAUUUAUAUUUUUAAAAUUCUUUUAUUUUCUAAUUUAAUUUGUUAAAUUCAUUUAUUUUAUUUUUCAUGGAAUUUUAAAACAUUUUAUCAUUUUUUUUUUAUGUGGUAUAUUUUUACUUUUCUUUGUGAUAUUUUGUUUUUAUAAUUUCAACUUUUGUGUCGUGACAUCACCAACUCUGAAUUACAAUAUGGUUAGUCUUUUUGGGGAUUCUGUCACCUAGACUUUGCAUAUAGAUCCGUUUAUAGGGUCUGCUGGAUCUCCUAUAGCAUGUCCUUUAGCUUUAGUUUAUUCAGAAAAUCGAUUUUAACAAUAUGCAAAUUACCUCUGAAAGGAACCCAAGGGGCUGUUCCCCUAGAGCCGCGUCUAUUUUGCACCGCCCCCGCAGGGCUCCUUCAGAAUGGGCAUGGCUGGGCUCCAGAGAUAUUAGGAACAGCCCCUUGG
Molecule: messenger RNA, 9936 nt
Organism: Bufo gargarizans (Asiatic toad)
Lineage: Eukaryota; Metazoa; Chordata; Amphibia; Anura; Bufonidae
Gene: THSD7A
Product: thrombospondin type 1 domain containing 7A
Exons: 29
Coding region: 365-5335 (1656 amino acids)
Source: RefSeq, a predicted model, not a curated record